This is a messenger RNA of Brassicogethes aeneus, 796 nucleotides long. NCBI's taxonomy places the organism in Eukaryota, Metazoa, Arthropoda, Insecta, Coleoptera, Nitidulidae. The record is from the annotation of a GenBank genome assembly.
UGUUAAUCGCUUUUAAUGUGGCAUUUAUUAUAAAUGCGUUCGUUCUUGGCAUUAUAGGAGGUUUAGUGUAUGCCACUAUGUCAAGUUGUUCUAUACUUUAUGGAAAGGAACUUAAAUAUUCAUCGUUAUUUAUUUUUUGUUCCUGUUAUAUUAUUAUUGCGAUCUCAAUUUUAGGAUGUUGUGGCGCCGCCAAAAAGAAAAUCACAUUACUUAAUACGUUUACGACAUUCCUAGCUUGUCUUUUAAUAUUGGAAAUGGUGGCAGGAUCUCUAGCAGCAUAUUACAAUCAAAAUUUUAGGAAUGGGUUUAAAGAAAUUUUAAUGAAAUCCAUAAAAAAUCCAACCCCCGCUACAACAAAAUGUUGGAAACGCACCCAAUUUCAAUUUAAAUGUUGCGGAGUGGAUAGUGUCGAAGAUUGGGGCGAUAAGGUACCCAACAGUUGCUAUGACAACGUAACAGGAACCAACGAAAAAAUACUUCACGAAUAUGGUUGUUAUAAUCGGGUUGAAGAAUAUUUGGAAGGCCAAGCAACCACAAUUAUUGGUAUCACAUUCGGGCUUAUUUUAAUUAAAGUUUUGGGAAUAUUCUUAUCCAGAUGUUUGGUUGUUGGAAUGAAAAAACAUAAAUUUUUAAAUAUAUUGAUUACAGAAGAAUAAUAGUUUAUAACCCCCCUGAAAAUAUAUUUUUUUUUCAAAUAUAAAUACAUAUUAAACAUACACGAAUAAUACUCUAUUGUUUACUUGUAUCAAGCCUACUCAUUUAAGUUAUAAUCUAAACACACUUUGAUAUAUUAAGA